AUGAGUCUCUCGAUUCCCGAAAAAAAGAUUUAUUUAAUAGCGGGAAAUGGUGAAUGGUCUAUUUCUCGGAUUACUUCACAAAUCGACUUCUACAAUACCACAUCGUACGCAAAUCGGAAAGAAGAUCAAUUGAUUAAGCUCUCAAUUGGUUUAACAAGUCUAAUGUCGAUUGCUGUUCUUUUGCAAAUCGUUACUGAUUCGAUUCCGAAAAGUAAAACGUUCCCAUUGCUUGGCGUUUACGCGAUUGUUUGCGUGUUCAUUAUCGCUUGCGGAUGCGCUGUUUUGAUCACAAUCCCGCGAUCAAUCGACGAGCCGAUUCUGAAAAAAUACGAACAACACAGGCUGGCUUGGAAUCCAGAACAAUUCGAUCGAAUUGAUGAAAUUUUCGUGAAUCCUGCAGAACUUUGGCAACCUGAAGACAAUUUGUACAAUAGCGCAACAAUCAAAGAAGUCUAUCCACCCGAGAUUAAAACGGCAAAGAUCAAAUCAUCAGGAAAAGUGUCACUUCUGCGGAAACAAUAUCUCGAGAGUUACUGCUGGAUGGAGGAUAUCGGGGUUUUCCCUUUUGAUCACGAGAUUUGCAGUCUCUUUUUCAUGGUUUAUUCUUAUGAUUAUUUCGAUGUCUCGAUCACAGUCAGCUGCAAUUCUUUUGAUUUUGGCGAAUUUGCGGGGAAUAGUGAAUGGUAUGCUGAGAAUAUCACGUGUAAAUUAGAAUUCUACGAUGAUGGAGAAUAUGCGAAAGCUUACGAAUCGGUUAGUUUUGUACAUUGGCACAUUGAAAUCUCGAAACUUCUUACACAGCAG
Messenger RNA from Mesorhabditis belari, 804 nucleotides. NCBI's taxonomy places the organism in Eukaryota, Metazoa, Nematoda, Chromadorea, Rhabditida, Rhabditidae. The record is from the annotation of a GenBank genome assembly.